GCUUCCCCAGGAUAUGGAGAGUGGAGCCGGCAGUUGUUUCGAUUCGCUUACUUGUUGGCGAUAGCGAGAUCCGCGGUGCGGUAAACUCCACCCCGACUACGUAUCUUCUUAAGAAACGAAACAUCGGGGUCAAGUCCGACAUUGUGGGGAAGCAGACUGACAGGUUGGUUCCCCUCAUCGCCCAAGUCCGUUCCGAUGUUGAACAUAAAACCCCAAUAACAGCCGCCAUGGCGAGUCGAAGGAAUCUCGGUACCUUGGGUGUACUUUGAUGCAGUAACUGAUGCACCAUGAGACUGGGAACAUGUCGCGUCCUGGCCCUGCUACCGGGCUUGCGCCUGGGCUUGGCUUCGUCCAGUAGCAGUGGAAGUGUUCACGUCCCCCUCGACGACUUCUUCAACAACAAGGCGUUUGGCUCUCGUCCCGGCGAAGCCAGUCUUGACGCUCUUGGACAGGCUCUUCCAGCAGACCCUGUUGGCAAAGACGGUGUUUUCACCUCGUCCACCAGCGGCAUCAGCUACCUCUAUCCUGGGUACAACCCGGAUCCAGAAGCGUCAGAUAAUAUCAUUUGUGCUGGGCAGCUCAUCCAUGUCCCUCCGUCAGGCAAAUACUUUGCUGCCUCGGUCCUUUUGACAUCCGAUGUCCGGUCCACGACUGUCUCGGGCAACUUGACCUUCAUCUACACUGACAAUACAACAUCCACUGCCGAGGUCCGUGCUCACGCCUUUUGGUGGUUCUUGGCUAUCCGGAGGGGGGAGGUCAGCUACCCCUAUUUCUUCACGCACAACGACACCAACCACAACGCCUCGCACAUCUAUGAGCGAUAUGCCCACGUGGAGAGUGGGAAGACACUGAGCGGCAUCAGACUGCCUAACACGACGAAUUCCACAUCAGGUCGUCUGCACGUCUUCUCCCUGUCUCUGUGGGAGGCUGAUCAACCCGGCAUUGAGGUUCAGACUGUCAGACCUACCCAGAACCUCGACGCGAACGGCAAACAGAUCGUGGAAAUUGUGGCCAAUCAUGCUGGCACAGCGUGUACGUCUGAUAUUGAGGUUUCCAUCGAGGCGGACGGGGUCAACACAGCGGAGCCUGCCAUUGUGAAGAGGUUCUGCCCUGGCGACCAGAAGCGAAUUCAUGUUGCUGUUGACGGAAGAUCGACUGGUGACGCGACCGUCCAUAUGAGCACGCCCAGAGGUCUCCCAGUCUCUCAAACCAUGAGCGACGUCACUAUAGGUCUGGAGGAAUGGACGGCGGACUCAAAAAGCCUGGUCAGUCAUGAGGCGCCCAGCUGGUACGACGGUGCCAAAUUCGGCAUCUUCAUCCACUGGGGUCCAUAUUCCGUGCCGUCAUGGGGCAAUUCGACGCCUUUUGAGAGUUACGCCGAGUGGUUCUGGUGGUACAGCACCCGGAUCAACGAGCACGCUGCGGCUGACAGGUCCGGCUUCAACGCAUAUCGCCUCGAGACCUUUGGGCCCGACCUGAACUACGACGACUUUUUCGCCAACUUCACCGCUAGUGCGUAUGACCCAAAACAGUGGGUUGACCUCAUCUCGGAUGCGGGCGCGCAGUACUUUGUGCUCACGACGAAGCACCACGACGGCUUCAGCCUCUUCGACGCGGGCGCUACCACGAACCGGACAUCUCUCCAUUACGGGCCAAUGCGUGAUGUGCUUAGCGAGCUAUUCGAGGCGGCAAAGAUGCAUCAACCACAUUUGAAGCGAGGAACAUACUUUUCUCUCCCAGAGUGGUUCAACCCGGACUGGGGCAAGUACGGCUUCACCCAGUACGACCGAGUCACCUCGACAUCGCAUCCGGGCAUCAUUGCCAGGAACCCGUACACAGGACUCGAGGAGCCCUACACUGGUCGCCUGCCGAUCGGUGACUUUAUCGAGGACCUGAUGGUCCCGCAGAUGGAGAGGCUCGCGUACCACUACGAUACGGACAUAAUGUGGUGCGACGCCGGCGCCUCCAACGGCACGGACGUGUUUGCCGCUGCCUGGUUCAACUGGGCACGAAGCCAGGGGCGGCAGGUGACCAUCAACGACCGCUGCGGCAGCCCGUGGGUGUCAGACUUUGACACGCCCGAGUACGCGACGUUCAGCGUCCCGCAGCGACGCAAGUGGGAGAGCAACCAGGGCAUGGAUCCGUACAGCUAUGGCUUCAACCGGGCGACCAAGGAUGAGGAGAUUAUGAAUGCGACGACCGUGGUCCAUAAUUUGGUCGAUAUGACGAGUAAGAAUGGCAAUCUUUUGCUGAAUAUUGGACCCAAGGCCGAUGGCACAAUCCACGACACCAUGGCGACGAAUCUGAGGGAGGCGGGUGCCUGGAUUCAUGCGCACAGUGAAGCCAUACACAAUUCGACCUACUGGUACGUCACGCCCCAGGAGACGACGGGGGGCAAAGACUUGCGCUUCACGCAGCGCAACGAAGCGUUUUAUGUCUUGAGUCUGAACAAGCCCGCGGUGGGACGUCUCGAGAUUGAGUCUCGGGUUCCCGUGAUGAGGGGAGAUCGAGUCGUGGCGCUGAGUAUGCGAGGUGAGGUUGACGUGACAUGGGGGAUGGGAGACGACGGCCGGCUGUGGAUUGACAUUACGGAGGAUGUUGUCACUGGCGAUAAAUAUUGCUGGGUGUUCAAGGUGGAGUAUCGUGGUGGAAGUUGUGGUGGAUGGUGAUGUCGGUGACCCAGGUAGGCUUGGUGAAGACGUCCAUUUCGUUUGAAUUUCCAGUAUGUUCUUUGGGCAAAUGGUUGUUGGCACCGGUUGACACCCGGAAACUUGCAACUCAACGUGGGUCACCCGCCGUGGGCAAUAAUGACAUGCACUAUUUCUAUAAAACAUCAACUCAGU
This is a messenger RNA of Emericellopsis atlantica, 2843 nucleotides long. RefSeq names its product alpha-L-fucosidase. Gene Ontology annotation, cellular component: lysosome. The record is from RefSeq and is a predicted model, not a curated record. Gene Ontology annotation, biological process: fucose metabolic process; glycoside catabolic process. NCBI's taxonomy places the organism in Eukaryota, Fungi, Ascomycota, Sordariomycetes, Hypocreales, Bionectriaceae. Gene Ontology annotation, molecular function: alpha-L-fucosidase activity. The transcript has a single exon. Bases 288 to 2669 code for a protein of 793 amino acids.